Molecule: messenger RNA, 2281 nt
Organism: Ipomoea triloba (trilobed morning glory)
Lineage: Eukaryota; Viridiplantae; Streptophyta; Magnoliopsida; Solanales; Convolvulaceae
Product: endoplasmic reticulum oxidoreductin-1-like
Exons: 9
Coding region: 601-2007 (468 amino acids)
Biological process (GO): protein folding in endoplasmic reticulum
Cellular component (GO): endoplasmic reticulum membrane; endoplasmic reticulum
Molecular function (GO): protein-disulfide reductase activity; thiol oxidase activity; FAD binding
Source: RefSeq, a predicted model, not a curated record
UUACUCUAACGGUGUAAUUAUGUCAAAAUUUUAAAUUAUCUUAUACAUUAUUUGUAUUUAAAAAAAUUAAAGAAAUAAAAUACUUAUAAUGUAAUGGGUAAUUACAUUUUCCCAAAUGUUUAAUGGGCUAUUUGAUUUUUUUUGGAACAAUUUUUAGAGUUUAUUUUGCUGCGGCACGGUGCACAGUGUUCUGACCCUAAGCCUCCACGGUGGCAGAACCUGAAGUUUCUAUUGGCUCAACAUUGUCACAAUAUCGCCGUUGAUGACAUAUUAAGCCCCAUAGAACUCUCACUCCCCUCCCAAUCAGCCCAAUAGCUACGCGCGCUCUCCAACAGCCACGUGACAUAAUCCAUUGCGCAUGACUGCACGCGCCUAGUUUCCGACUUCCCCCCUUGCUGGAGAGCUCUGUUCAUCCUUGACCGCCUUGUUCUUACGUGGUUUGACUGCCGCAUUAAGAUAAAACAUUUACAUCCAUCCUAUAAAUUCCUUUCGGUUAGAUUGUGUAUAGCAGACCCAGGAACGGCAAAAGAGCUGAGAUUUUGAGGGGAUUUAUUAGGAAUUAUACAGGUGUAGAUACAGAUCAAUGUAUGUAUAGGCGAAAUGGUGGAAGCUGAGGUCGAAGAGAGGAAAGGGAGGGAGAAGAAUAAGAAGAAGAAAGGAAGAAGAUGGGGAUGGAUGCCGAUUGGCGCGGUGAUGAUAGCAUUAGCAGUAGGGUUUUUUCCUGCACAUAAUUUCAAAUCUUGUCCCUGUGCUCAGGAUUCUCGAAAAUAUACUGGAAUUGUUGAGGACUGCUGCUGUGAUUAUGAAACAGUUGACACUCUUAAUGCAGCUGUACUGCAUCCUUUACUCCAAGAACUUGUUACAACUCCAUUCUUCCGAUACUUUAAGGUGAAGUUAUGGUGUGACUGCCCUUUUUGGCCAGACGAUGGUAUGUGUAAGUUGCGUGACUGUAGCGUGUGUGAAUGUCCGGAAAAUGAAUUCCCAGAACCUUUUAAGAGGCCACUGCAACAUGGUCUUGGAUCUGACGAUCCUAUUUGCCAAGAGGGAAAGCCACAGGCUGCAGUUGACCGCACAUUAGACUCUAAGGCUUUUAGGGGCUGGAUGGAAGUAGAUAAUCCUUGGACGCAUGAUGAUGAAACUGAUAAUGAUGAAAUGACCUAUGUAAAUCUCCUACUGAACCCUGAGCGCUACACUGGCUAUAGUGGACCAUCAGCCAGAAGGAUAUGGGAUGAAAUUUAUUCAGAAAACUGCCCAAAAUAUGCCUUUGGAGAAAUGUGCCAGGAGAAGAAAGUGUUGUACAAAUUAAUAUCUGGUCUUCACUCCUCUAUUUCAAUACACAUAGCCGCUGAUUACCUUCUCGAUGAAACUAAAAACCUGUGGGGUACAAAUCUGGAAUUGAUGCAUGAUCGUGUUUUGCAAUAUCCUGACCGUGUCAGAAACUUGUAUUUCACUUUCCUCUUUGUUCUUAGAGCUGUCACAAAAGCAAAAAAUUACUUGGAACAGGCUGAAUAUGACACUGGAAAUGUGGAGGCAGAUCUGAAAGCGCAGUCCCUUAUGCGCCAAUUACUUUACAACCCGAAACUUCAAGCUGCAUGUCCACUUCCAUUUGAUGAAGCUAAACUGUGGAAAGGCCAAAGUGGACCUGAGCUGAAGCAGCAGAUUCAGAAACAAUUCAGGAAUAUCAGUUCUUUAAUGGAUUGUGUAGGAUGUGAAAAAUGCCGUCUUUGGGGAAAGCUUCAAGUUCUCGGUCUUGGAACUGCCUUAAAGAUUCUUUUCUCUGUCGAUGGUCAGACGAACUCAGAGCCACCUCAGCUGCAGUUGCAAAGAAAUGAAGUCAUCGCUCUAAUGAACCUGCUGAAUCGCCUAUCAGAAUCAAUCAAUUUUGUGCACACGACGAGCCCAUUGGUUGAGAAGACAAAGUGGUGGAGGCUUGUUUCAGAUCACCCAACCACGAUUAUUAGUUCAUGGAGAAGAAUAUGGGAGAGAAUAGUAGAAAAGGUGUAUUAACAGAACCGGUCCUAUGAAACAUUGCCAUUAAGAAGUGUCUAUAUAAAGAGAGCUCCCAGAGUCAUAUAGAAACACCAAAGAUCAAAUUAUCAGGAGAAGGCUCCAUCUUUGUUGAUGAGAUGAUGACUGGAAACUUCAAUUCUUGUCAGAAUGUAAAUUUUGCCACAUUAAUCCUCCUCCUCAAAAUGUCUGUAACAUUAGUUUUAAGGUUUAUCUAUGUCUCUGAUUACAACUGGCACGAAAUGAGAAAAUUUUGCUUCCAAUAUUGUUUGCC